UCAAUCAUGACAGAGGAAUUAAAGCUCAAAAUCAUUGAUAAGAUACUAAUAAUAUACCCACCCAUAUUAUUAAGCGUUGGACUUACAGGAAACAUUUUAUCAGUGAUCGUUUUGGCACAGGCAAGUACUAGAAAAACUUCUACUGGUUUUAUGUUGAUAUUCCUGACAGUUACCGACACAUUGAUUCUCAUAUAUUCUGUUCUUGUAAGAUGGCUGAACCAUAUGUUUGAGAUAAAUUUAAAGACAUCUUCAAAUGGUGCGUGCAAAUUUCAUAUGUUUAUUUCAUAUUUUCUGUUUCAACUGUCACCGUGGAUUCUUGUGCUUGUAACAGUCGAACGAGUGUUCAGUGUGAAAUAUCCGCACAGAGUGAGGGAUGUUUUUACAAGAAGAAGGGUAAUUAUUAGUCUGUUCAUCCUUGUUUUGGUUCUUGGUAGUGUGAAUGCCCAUCUUAUUUAUGGAUAUGAACAUGUUUAUAAAGAUAAAUAUGAAGCAUACUACUGUACAGCGAGUAGCAAUUAUGAAAAUUUCAUGUUUAAAUACUGGACAUGGAUUGAUUUUGUCCUUGCAUUCGUCAUUCCAUUUUGCGUGCUUCUUUGUGGUAACAUAAUGGUUAUACACAAGCUCAAAUUGAGUGAAAGGUUUCAAAAAGCAAGCACGAUUACAACACAAAGCGGACAGGAACUCAGAGGCAACUUAAAUCGGCGAGGAAACAAUACGGCGUCUAAUUUCACAAUAACCGCAGUCAUAUUGAAUAUAACAUUCUCCUGUUUGGUCUCUCCCUUUUCAAUCUUUGCAAUAGGACAGCCAUAUUGGUUUCCACAAGAAACACUAUCAUCAGAAGAAAUAGUAAACUUAACACUUAUUGGGACAAUAUUACUUAUGUUACUGCAUACAAAUAGUGCAAUUAAUUUUGUACUCUACAUUUUUUGUGGGUCAAAGUUUAGGAGUGAUUUUAUGAAUAUAUUUUGUAAGCGACAAAGAUCAAUGUCUGAAACUAUGCUGGGCACGCAGAGCUUUCCUUCGCAAUCUCUGAGCACAAUAAACUAUUAAAGCGUGACAUUCUUUCGAUAACACACAAUUUAAUGCUCUCUUUAUAUUUGAAAUAUCAAUAGCUAAAAUAAAUUCAGAUAACUUUAUAAGUGUGCUAAAAUUGAUGAAUAGUUUCUAUUUUGGCUUGUUGAGCGUUCUAACUAUUCUAUGAAGAAAGUGAAGACUUGAGAGUCAGAUACCUGAUACAAUUGUAGGACGCAAUGGAAAUAUAAAGGCUUAAUAUUUCACGGUGUUGGAAUCACACAAGACUUGAGAAAAAGUAGGUUUCGAUUUGAGGCCUAUUAUGUUGGAUUUGUUGAUAUUUUCUACCUUAUAACAACAGGUAUUCCUCUUAAAAAGUGAUCAGAUGAGUUUUAAGCCAUAUCAAAGACAUUAAUUUACGUGUAAAUAUCAUCUGGUAUCUUUCGAGUUGUUAUUGCAGAGGAAGAAGAACAUUAUUCCAGGCACAAGUCAGCAUCUCAGUAAAAACACCGACCUUCUGUAAUAUAGAUAGGUGGCUUCUUAACCAAAAAGAAUCCAAAAUUACUGAUGUAAUUUGAAGCCACAUUUUCUAAUAUUGUAACGCAUUUUACUUGAACAAAAUGGAAAGACUUUUCCGGGAAUCAUUCUGCUUUAAAAAAUCAAGUACAUGUAUA
Molecule: messenger RNA, 1685 nt
Organism: Ruditapes philippinarum (Manila clam)
Lineage: Eukaryota; Metazoa; Mollusca; Bivalvia; Venerida; Veneridae
Product: probable G-protein coupled receptor 139
Exons: 1
Coding region: 7-1050 (347 amino acids)
Biological process (GO): G protein-coupled receptor signaling pathway
Cellular component (GO): plasma membrane
Molecular function (GO): G protein-coupled receptor activity
Source: RefSeq, a predicted model, not a curated record